Molecule: messenger RNA, 266 nt
Organism: Dentiscutata erythropus
Lineage: Eukaryota; Fungi; Glomeromycota; Glomeromycetes; Diversisporales; Gigasporaceae
Source: the annotation of a GenBank genome assembly
AUAAGCAAAAAUCAACCACUAAUUAUUCUAUGUCUAAUAAUGAUAACAAUGAAAAUUACACAAAUACAAAUCAGGAUUCUGAUAAUUCUUAUGUUCCUAUUCAAUGCAAUAAUAUAGUAAGUAAAUACAAAAGACAAGCAUUAACACCUUUAGAUAAAAACAUAGUAUUGAGUAAGACAAUAUUCAAAGAAUCUAAUAAUGCUUAUAUCGAGGUUAAUCAAGAUAAUAAGCUUUUAACUGAUAAUCAAGUACACGAAGAAGGUGUA